AUCCUGCAUUAUAUAGGACUAUGUUGCGGAUCAAGGGUGUAUUUUUGGGAUAAUUCUGAUGUAAUGCAUAGCUUUAUUAUGUGGUCCUCAUAUAGUUUUAUAAAACAUACAAAUCUUUGUUCGAACCUGUUUAUCUUUAUGUUUUUCAAUGAUCAUUAUUUUAUUGAUGUGAACCGACUAGUCAUAUAACAUUUCUUAAAUUGUCACAAUUUAAAAAAAGUAUAUUUUUAAUUAAAAUGUUUAUUUACUUCAUUUUCUUUACUCGACAAAAAUUUUCUUUUAUUUUAGCUUUAAGUUUUCCGACUAAAUUAAAAAAAUCGAAAUUAAUUGUAUAAUUCAUCUGUUAACAUAAUUCGCAUACAAUGGGUUCAAUAGGUCCGGGUCCUGCUUAUUCCCUACCCCCAACAAUUGGCUAUGAAAAACAUGAUCAGCGCAAACAGCGUAGUCCACAAUAUACAAUGGGUGGUAGAUUGAAAGUUAAAAAUGUUAGUAUAACACCAGGUCCUGGUAUUAACACGCAAAAUUUAACUCGUUAUGGAAGAGUAACUAGUAAAGUGUACAGUAUGGCGGCUAGAACAUUUGUUAAAGAUACCAGAAAUAUAGGUCCAGGCCCAGCGAAUUAUGAUGUAUCAAAAAGACCGUAUGUAAAUAUCACAGCUCCACCCUCAUAUUCUAUGGGUCGACGUGAUAAUUUUCGUUUUAAAAAUAUAUGCCCCGGACCUAAUGCCUAUGGCAUUAAAGAUGGCGUAGUUAAAAAAUCAGCUCCGGCUUAUAGCAUAGGCAUAAAGACAGCUUUAAAAGACAAGGCCGGCUCUCCAGGACCGGCUAAUUAUCCUGCCAGUAAUUUAAAAGUAACAAAGUCAAAAGCACCAGAAUAUUCCAUGUAUCCCCGCUCAAAAAUUGUUGAUAAGUCUAUAGUGCCCGGUUCGAAUGCCUACGAUCGCACAAACUAUAAGCCGGGUAAAUCAUCCCCAGCUUAUUCUUUCGGUAUACGCCAUUCUCCGAAAGCACCACCCAUGAUAGUGUCUUGUGAUAAUGUAUGAAUUAUGAAUUAAUUUGGUUAAAAAAAGUUGACGCAGAAAAUAUGAUGAAUUUCAUUAUGUCUGUUUGAUUUGUUAUUAUUAUCCGAAUAUUUUUACAUUUUAUUUUCGGAUAAGAAUAAGUUUUCAAGUGGAGAAAAUUAUAAAUUAUAUAUUUUUAAGAAGUUUUUAUAAGCUUACUAGUAAAGAACAAAAUAGUUUAACUAAUUAAUUUUUAAAGUUUUGGAAAAAAAUUUUUGAAAAAAUUAUAAAUAAUUUCUAAAUUAAAGUGCAAUAAAAAAUUGAAAUAAAUUAAAAUUUAUGUGAAGUUAUA
Lucilia cuprina (Australian sheep blowfly) is the source of this 1353-nucleotide messenger RNA. RefSeq names its product outer dense fiber protein 3-like. Bases 363 to 1043 code for a protein of 226 amino acids. Gene Ontology annotation, cellular component: cytoskeleton. The record is from RefSeq and is a predicted model, not a curated record. NCBI's taxonomy places the organism in Eukaryota, Metazoa, Arthropoda, Insecta, Diptera, Calliphoridae. The transcript is spliced from 4 exons.